Messenger RNA from Morus notabilis, 1403 nucleotides. RefSeq names its product monooxygenase 2-like. The transcript is spliced from 4 exons. The record is from RefSeq and is a predicted model, not a curated record. Lineage: Eukaryota; Viridiplantae; Streptophyta; Magnoliopsida; Rosales; Moraceae. Gene Ontology annotation, molecular function: FAD binding. The coding region runs from base 179 to 1159 and encodes 326 amino acids.
CUUUUUUAUUUUUUGAAAAACUCAUGUAUAGAGAUGUUAAUAAAACCUUGUAUUUUCCUUAAAAAAUGGUUAUACUAAUUAAACGCAAAGAUAUCAAACAAAAUGUUGGACUAACUUGGGAGAAGUUGAAUGCAGGAAUGUCACUUCCUCGACGGUUUCAGGAAGUCAAACAGCAGAGAUGUCAUUUAAGGCGAAAAGAAAACAUGGAGAGCAUGAAGUCCGAUGUGUGAAGAGGAAGUUGUUAUUAGAGGCCCUUUCAAAGGAACUCCCAUGUGGCACCAUAAGGUACUCUUCCAAGGUGGUUGCUAUUGAGGAAUCAGGCUUCUACAAGCUUGUACAUCUUGCUGAUGGCACGGUCAUUAAGACCAAGGUGUUGGUUGGUUGUGAUGGAGUAAACUCAGUGGUGGCAAAAUGGCUGGGGUUCAAGAAGGCUUCAUAUACAGGGAGAUCAGCUAUUAGGGGGUGUGUGAGUUUUAAUACUAGUCAUGGUUUUGAGCCAUUUUUCAUGCAGUUCUCAGGACAUGGUUUUAGAUCUGGUGCUAUGCCUUGUGAUGACAGAUCCGUUUAUUGGUUUUUGACUUUUCAUCUCUCCCCUGCCCAAGAGAAAGAGCUAGAAGGGAAUCCUGCUAAAAUGAGGGAGUAUGUGAUGAGCAAGGUCGGAAUCAUACCUGAUAAAGUAAGACAUAUCAUUGAAAGCACAGAAACGGAUGCCAUUCUAUCAUCUCCAUUAAGAUAUAGGCGUCCUUGGGAGCUUCUAUGGGGCAACAUUAGCAAAGGCAAUGUUUGUGUGGCCGGUGACGCCCUCCAUCCCACGACGCCAGACCUUGGCCAAGGCGGCUGUGCUGCGCUAGAAGACGGUGUCGUCUUAGCCAGGUGUCUCGGCGAGGCCUUGUUGAAAAGCAAAGGCCAGAAAGGGAAAGCUAAAGGUGAAGAAGGAGAAGAGGAAUACAAGAACGUCGAAAAGGGGUUGAAGAAGUAUGCAAGUGAGAGGAGAUGGAGGAGCUUUGACCUCAUUGCUACCGCCUAUGUUGUUGGUUUUAUACAAGAGAGUAAUGGGAAAGUUAUAAGCUUUUUGAGGGACAAAUUUUUGGCUCCCAUAAUGGCUGGUUUGCUGCUGAAGAAGGCUGAUUUUGAUUGUGGGAAGCUCAACAUUCCUUAGAUUCAACUUCAUGUAUCAAAACGUGCUCUCUAGAGAUGUACGGUAGGAAAUCAAUUCCCAUUUCCAAGUUAAAUCUUCUUUUUUUCCGUACUCAUUGAUAAAGAGACAGGUUUUACAUAGGUGUUUGUCAAUUUAUAACCACACGUUGAUAAAAGAGCACGUUUUCAAGUGCUAAGUUUAAGAGGACGUUUGGUUUAUGUAUUCAGAAUCAUGAUUCAUAACCAUUCUCGUUUUACGUAUAUUU